GUUUUGGUUUCCCGUUGAAACACGGCAACUGCCACUGGGCUGCUUCGCCUGCAUUUUCCGGCCAUAGCUUUUAAACGGUGGCACUUCGCCAGCGCUUCCGCGACCCUCCGCAAUGCCGGAGGAGGUGAAGGCGUCGUCACGUGCGCCGCAAUGGCUUUGCUUGGCAGCCCCAUCGGCUCUAACGUUAGGAGCUCUUGCCUGUAGCCUCACGGCGAUGAGGGUGGCUUUCGCACAGCAGUGGUCUUCGGCCGCAGGGUUGAUCAUCGCAGCAGCUGUUUGCGAUGGUUUGGAUGGGCAUGUUGCGAGACUUCUGGACGCUGUGACUGUCUUCGGUGGCGAGUUAGACUCCCUAGGCGACCUGGUGAACUUCGGAGUGGCGCCGGCGCUGGUGAUGUUUGCCUGGGCAGAUCAGUCAUCACCAGGCGGUGUCGACAGCACCUGGGACGUGGCCUUGUGGGCGUCGUGUGUGAUUUUUUGCCAGGCUUGCGCCUUGCGCUUGGCGCGCUUCAACUGUUCUCCUGGUGGGCCUGCAUAUCAUCCACCGCCAGGCGAGGCCUUGGCCGCAGCCUCCUCAGAUGGCAGCACUGAUAGUGCUUCCUUGACCGAAACCUCAUCGAGAGGCGCCUUUAUUGCCAGAUCCAAGUUCUUUACAGGGGUCCCAGCGCCGAUGGGUGCCAUGUUGGCCCUGUUGCCCCUCUUCUGGCAGCUGGAUUCCAACGAGAUUCCAUUCGGUUGGAAGGCUCACCAGGUGACUGUGGCAGUGCUUUUGAUCUCUGCAGUGCUGAUGGUGUCGCAUCUGAAAACUCUUAGCUCGAAGAUGUUUAUGCGUGACCCGAAAAAGGCCUCGCAUCUUCGUAUCCGCUCGCCCUGGGAGGGCAUGCUGAAGCUUGCUGGUGUCUUGGGUGCUGUGGCUGCCGCCUUCCUUUGCUCCCCGUGGAGGAUGGUGCUGGUCAUGGAAUGCACCUACGUGGUCAGUUUAUUUGUUGGCCCCAUCGUCUAUCAUCUCCUGGCAGAAUGAGCGUAAAAGAUGGUGGAGCCAGCUGAUGUACAGAUUCAACUAGGUGAGCAAGUGCGAUGAACAUCUCGAUUGGCUCAGGACCAAACUAGCCAUUGCACGCAUGGCCAGGUGCCCAUGAUCAGUUUCACAGCUUGAGGAUCGCAUGACUGAAGUCCGAUGCGAGCCAGAUCUAGAUGGAGGUUGUAAACUGUGUUGAAACAUAUUUUUCCUGCAAGUUUGAGACUGCAUUGAUUGCAAC
Messenger RNA from Cladocopium goreaui, 1256 nucleotides. NCBI's taxonomy places the organism in Eukaryota, Dinophyceae, Suessiales, Symbiodiniaceae. The record is from the annotation of a GenBank genome assembly.